This is a messenger RNA of Penicillium paradoxum, 519 nucleotides long. RefSeq lists its product as uncharacterized. The coding region runs from base 1 to 519 and encodes 172 amino acids. The transcript has 3 exons. The record is from RefSeq and is a predicted model, not a curated record. NCBI's taxonomy places the organism in Eukaryota, Fungi, Ascomycota, Eurotiomycetes, Eurotiales, Aspergillaceae.
AUGGUCUCUGAGAGCAACGCCCCUCCGGAGUUCGUGACUCGCAUGGAAAAGGUCCCCCCAACCUACCAGAGUGAAUCAUACGCCUAUAGCAAAGACGGGUUGUCCUGCGCAAUGAUUUCUUGGAUGCUGGACUUGAACGUUCGAGCAGCAAUCAAGAAGCGUGAGUUCCAGCGCACGUAUCAGAGAAUCUGUCUUUAUAUCAAGCAUAUGGAGCGCCUCAUGGACCAGGCCAAGAUCCCAUAUAGCCCCUAUACCGGAGCGGAAGACAGUCGAAAAGUGCAACUCGCCAGAGAGAGUCUCAAGCCUCACAUGCAGGCCAGAUUCAUGUCCAAGGGACCCUAUCCAAUCACAGCUCCUAUUAGCACCGAUGGGGAGCUCUGCCGAACCGUGUCAGACGCGCAGACAUUCGAGUAUCGUCUUCAUCAGUUGGAGAUCAUUCGGUUUAUGGAGAGGGUUGAUCCGUUGGCAUUGACGGAGUUUGAGAGAAGUAAGAGGCAGCACAGACCGCAGACAGGCUAG